AUGGGUAAUCGUACGCGAAAUGUUCAUAACCUAAUUCGCGUUAAAAUAAUCAAAAAUGAUUGCGCGUCCUUAAAACAUUUAGUCCCGUCAAUUCUGUUAUCCAAUACGAUCUCGCUUGCUCCAAAAAUUGACGAAAUCGCUUAUACCAUCAAAACCGUUGAUGCCGAUUUUGCCCUAUUCACUGAAACUUGGUUGCGUGAUACCGUUCCUGAUAUUUCUAUUAAUAUCAAACAUUAUCAACAUUAUAGAAGAGACCGUGCCAACCGGCUUCAUGGAGGCGUAUGUAUGUACGUAAAAGAUUCAAUACAUUGUAAGAUCUUAGCAGACAUAAAUCACAGUGAUCAUGAAGUUCUUUGGGCUAAUCUUCGACCAAAACGCUUACCACGUGGUAUCUCAAAUAUCAUAGUAGCUGUAGUAUAUCAACCUCAAGCUGCGGACGACGCCACUAUGAAAGACUACCUUAAUUAUAUCGUCCUUGGAGAUCUUAGAGAUAAAAUACCCUUUUUGCGCAAUCGUACUAGCUGGAGACUUCAACAAAACGCUCCUCCCCUUGCUCCAGUCUGCUGUGAAAGUCUUUCAACUUAAACCGGUCGUUGACUUCCCUACUAGAGGAGAUAGAACUCUUGACCAAAUUUUUACCAACCUUACAGAGUAUUUUUCACCCCCGUGUAGUUUACCAGCAUUUGGUCUUUCGGACCAUCAAACUAUAUUUAUCUCGGCUAGAAUUCGUGAUAAAACCUCCAACGACGAGAGAUAAACGACCCAGUAAAAUAGCAAGUGUUGGUCGGUUUCUUCAACAAGUACCUUGGUCUGACUUGUUCUCCCCAGCUCAGUCAAGUGAAGAUAAACUUAACAUCCUUACAGAUAUAAUAAAUUUUGGCCUAAAUACCAUCAUGCCCGUGUCAACCAUCAAGAUACAUGAAUCAGAUCGGCCCCGUAUGAACACUAAUCUAAAACAGCUCAUCUCUCGUCGCCAAAAAGCUUUUACAUCUGGUAACAAUCCUCUCUACAAAAUUCUAAGAAACAAAGUCAACCCAGCAUGCAAACGCUGCAGAAAAUCCUACUACGUUAACAAAGUUAAAGGUGUACGAAAUUCCAAGCCCUGUGACUGGUGGAGAGAAGUUAAACAGAUUUGCGGCGCCAGUAAAAUCCCAAAACGGGACCUAACCUCAUUACUCCAUCCAAACCUUGUCCGUGAUAAGGUAUCUCUGGCUGAAAACAUCAAUUCGGCGUUUGUCAACAUAGUGAAUGAUUAUUUACCUCUGUCAGAUUGUAUACGUGUAGAAACGGCUGAUGAUCGACCAAUAUCUGUCACUGAACACUCUGUCGCAAGAAAGCUUUUAGAGCUAAAUGCUUCUCGUGCCAGUUGUCCCGACAACCUCCCUAACUGGGUACUUCAACAUUUUGCGUAUAUUCUAGCGGCCCCAUUUUGCUGAUAUCCUAAAUACUUCGUUCUUGGAAUGUAAAGUUCCUGAUGCAUGGAAACUUGCCAAUGUCUGUCCUCUGCCUAAGGCAUCUUCUAUCUGCAACAUCAAUGAGGAUUUAAGACCAAUCUCUCUAACACCCACCCUUUCAAAAGUUGCUGAGAGCUUCAUCAUAGGCAUUGCGUUGAAACCUGUUCUACUACCUAUUAUUGACCCAGGCCAAUUUGGGUUCAUUCCAGGAUCGUCAACUACUCUAGCACUAAUCUCUAUGUUCCACCAUUGUUUACGAGCUGCUGGCGGCAAUGCAUCCACUGUAAAAACCAUACUUUUAGAUUUCCGCAAAGCUUUUGACCUCGUGGACCACAAUAUUUUAGUCGCCAAACUGUUUAGUAUAGGCGUAAAACCCACGGCCGUCAGUUGGAUAAUUGAUUUCCUAAGACAUAGAAAGCAGAGGGUUAAACUAAACAAUAUCGUUUCCGAUUGGCUUGACGUUCCAGCAGGAGAGCCUCAAGGAACUCGUCUUGGUCCCUGGUUGUUUUUAGUACUAAUCAAUGAUCUUAAGCUACCUCAGGAAUCCUUACCUAUGCGGAAAUUCGCCGAUGAUUGCACAAUCUCUGAGGUGAUACCACCCUCCAAGCAAAGCUCUCUUCAUCAAGCUGUUGACUAUAUCGAUGCAUGGUCUCAAGAAAAUCGAUUACAAUUGAAACCAACUAAGUGUAAAGAA
This is a messenger RNA of Paramuricea clavata, 2148 nucleotides long. NCBI's taxonomy places the organism in Eukaryota, Metazoa, Cnidaria, Anthozoa, Malacalcyonacea, Plexauridae. The record is from the annotation of a GenBank genome assembly.